AUGACCACCAGGGAAACUCAGGAAGCCGAGACUCGAAGGUGUAGGCUCCGGAGCCUCGAAAAGCACGUGCAUGAGAAAAAGCAAGAGGCGAAUGUGGCGGUGGUUACCAGAGACAGCAAACUUUGCUGCUCUAUACGCUUUGUCCGCCACGCGCCUCCGUUCGUUCACGUCGCGGUUACCGUAAAAUCUCUAUCGAAUCACUUGAGGGUUCCCGUACAUCGCCGAACUCUUUUACUCCGCGAGCCAGAUAGUGUGCGUAUGUGCCGCGUGCUGCAGUUGGCCGCUCCCAGCGCUCUUCCCCACGACUCCCACGACCUAAUUGCAGCUACGGCGCGUGCGCGGGUAACGUUGUGUAGCUACUUUGCCGAGCGCAGCGGAAGUAUACGUUCAAAGGACUUCGCACUCGCAAAGGAGCCGUCGGCGCCAGACGAGGUUCUCCUGCGCUUCCGAGCUCUUAAUCUCGUGGACUUCAAAAACAAACUAUCGACCCACAACAGAGUGGAUGUAACUAUGGCUCAUUGGAUUGAUGGCCAGGAAGCAUUGAACAUGGACCACUCUGGACUUAAUCAGGAAGGGUUCUGUGUCUCUUCUAGCUUGUGUGGACUGAACUCAGAGGAAGGCGAAGAGGCUUCCAUGAACAGUCUAGGUGGUCUUGUGUUUUCUUCAGAAAGAAAUACAGAGGUACAGUUUCAGUUGAAUACACCUGAGAUGGUGGGCAUGUGUGCUGUCUUAAGAAAUCCCACAGAUGACAUCAGUGCUAUUUAUAAAACACCAUCUACAAUACAAAAUGAUGUGCCCACAGGAGAAGCACUAGGCUUGGAUAGGCCUGGCUGUGACAGACAAAGCCCUCUCAACAUCAGUGACACUACUUGUCUACAGCUGCCUUUGGUCAACCCUUACAUGGAGGGUGCCACACCAGCCACCUACCUUUUCCAUAAUUCACCAACUAAAUAUUCCCUGAAUGUUUCCAGGACCUCGCUACCUCAGCAACCCUAUAGUUUGGCCCAGCCACAGCAUUCUCCGGUCUGCUCCCAAACGGAGCACUUUCUCUACCUGCCACCAACUUACCACAUCAAUCCCCACAGCCAAUCAUCCCUGGCUUCACCCAUGAGGCUCUCUACACCUUCAGCCUCCCCAUCUGUGCCACCUCUCGUCUACUGCACAGACAAAAGCCAGCCGUGGAAGAUGACUGUGAUGCCUGGGAACCCUGUUGAUUCCUCUGCUUAUUCUCACAUCCAGCACAGUAAACCCCCUAGGGUAUCCUCUGCCAAGCCAGUUACCAGUGACACAGCUCUCCUGUUUCCCCCUUUGCCUUCGCCUUCACCCCAAAUGCAUCUUCCUUUGGAGCCCACUGCAAACACCUUCGAAUUCCAUAAGCACUACACUAGAGUCUCCAACUUGCCCUCUGCCACCCUGUCGAAGCCAUACAUGACAGAUAGCAGCAAGUUCCCCAUGGCGAGGCUAUCUAAUAGCAAGUAUCCUAAGGCUCCACAAGGGGCCAAAAGUACCCAACCACUUCCUAGGCACUCUCAGCAAACACUGGGUCAAGACAGGAAAAAUGGUAGCUCACCUCUUCUGUUGGAGAAGCAGAUGAUUACCAAAGACAUCACCAGUAAGCCACUGGAAUUGUCUUCUAAAGUGGUAGAUGUUGAUGCUUCCAAAGCUGAGCACAUGAAAAAGAUGACUGCCACAGUUGUUGUUCAUAGCAGAUCUGGAAAUGACUUAGUCUUCUCUGGAAGUGAGAUUCCAAAAGAAACCUUAUCUCCUCCAGAAAACAACUGUGCCAUCUGUGGAUCUGAAAUCAUUAGCAUGGAGCCCUCAUCCUGGGUAAUGUGUGACCCCAGUACAAAGGAACGGAACAGUGGCAAAGGCAUGUUACUGAAAAACAAGACCUUGGAUUUGGCAGUACCACAUCAGCAGAAUUUUUUGUGUCCCCAUAUAAGUGUCACAGAUACCAUUAUCACCAAUGUUUCAAGAUCAGUGUUGAGCACCGGUCAUCCAGCCUUUAUGUUCCCAGUUACAAGUGCUAAUGCAUAUAGCUGCAAGACCAGCAGGAGCUCUGUUGACACCUCUUCAUCUGUAAUUCAGCACAUGGGCCAGCACCAAACCAUGCCUGCCAAGCAUAGCUGUAGCACCAGCAACAACAGUGUCAAAACCAGCAACUCAGAACUGACCUUCAAAGCAAGUGAGAAUGGACUCUCACCAAGCUCAAUAUUUCUUUCUCCAAAUGAGGUCUUCAGGUCCCUACCAAUUCCCCAGUCUAGGAGUUAUUUCCCUUACCCAGCACCUAAGAGCAUUUCUGUAAGUUCCCUACCCUUACAUGGCCAGCAUCCUGUCUCUUCUCACCCAGUUUUGUCCCCCAAUAGCAGCAUCUUUCCUGGGCACCUUGACCCCAGGUAUGAACAACCUUACGGACUACCAACAGGCCAGCCAGACUUUGUAAAACACAAAGACGGACUGGAAUUGGUACAUUCCAUGUUGAUACCUCACACGCCCAUAGAGAUCACAAAAGAGGAGAAACCGGAAAGGAGAUCCUGGUCCCAUGAGAGAGCCUGCUAUGAAGACUCAAACCUUCAGAACCAGUUUUCAGAGAUGUUGGAAGCUAGCAGCACCAGGUUACUUCCAGAUGUCUCCAGUGACAAUAACCUAAAGCCAAACCCCAGCUGGAAUCAAGGGAAAACUGUUGUCAGAAGUGACAAGCCUCUCUAUGUAGACUUCAUCUGGGAAGAGCAAGAUGCUAAAAGAGAUACAAAUGUGUCCAAACACAGCCUUGCAGCUGAGAGUGUUGGUCAGAGCACUGAGCCCACUAAGUCCCCAGCUGAUUUGGCUCUGCAGCCACACUGCAGUUUUAUCUCUCAGAGAGAGGACUUAGGACACAUAAGUGACUUCCGUGAAGCCUAUAGUUUCAAACACUCUCCAAGCCAAUCAGUCUUCAGCUUAAGGAAGGAGAAUGCUCCAGUGGGAACCAACAAAGAGAAUCUGGGGAUGCCACUCUCCACUUCAUUCCUGGAGCCAACCGUGGAGAGUGAUGGUCCUGCUGUAACUUUUGGUAAAACCCAAGAGAAUCCCAAACCAUUUUGUGUAGUUGGUGCCCCACUGACUGUGGACAUCACUCCUACCUGUACCAAAGACAGAGCUGAUGAGGCAGAAUCAAAUGAUGGCAAAGUGGUGAAGCCAAAGCCAUCUAAUCUGACAAAGAGAAUCGCCAGCUCUGCUGGUUACAUUGGUGACAGAUUCAAGUGCGUCACUACUGAACUGUAUGCAGAUUCCAGUCAGCUCAGCCGAGAGCAGCGGGCAUUGCAGGUGAUGGAAGGAUUACAAGAAGAUAGUACUUUAUGUCUACCUGCUGCUCACAAUAAGCGUGCAAUGAUACGUUUCUCAGAGCUGGAGAUGAAAGAGACAACAGGUGGCCACUCAGCAACCAAAGACUCUGAAGUACGUAAAUUCAGCCCUGUUAUCUGGGCAAGGCCGCAAGGUAAUCAGAACAAAAAGCAGAAGUCAGUGGCCCUGGAGAAAGAAAUUGCUAACCAGAAUGACAAUGAAAGAGGCAAGUGUAGUGCUGGAAACAAACACAACCCAUUGGAAGUCCCAGAGGACAAAGACCUGCCUGUGGAGAAGUACUUCAUGGAUAGACAGCCUUUGAGCAAGCCAACUGCUGAGCACAUGGUCCCAGAUAUGCUGCAUUGGCUAGACAGAAAGCACUGUGUCUCAGAUGAGAGUACCCACACUGAGACCACUAUAGAACAGCUGCCAGAGAAACCUCUUCUGAAAGCCAAGCGGAAAAGGGUCUCCAAAAGGCUCCAUCCUAAAAAACAACGCCACUUGCACCGUAGAGAACAGUCCAAGCAGCAGAGAUCAGCAACAGAGAACAAACCUAGUUGGAAGGGCAGAAAGGAAAUGACCCAGGCAGUUUGGCCUGAGGUCACUUCCCGGGACAAUAAUAUCUCCAAAGAUAGACAAGGACAAGACAGGACAAGGGCAGAGGCCAAAGGCAACAGAAGCUGGUUGGAAGACUCUCUAACGUCCGGUGAAAAUGAACAAGGCUUUUCAGUAUUCUCUAGUUCUCUUUCCAUGAAGACUCUUUCAUCCGCCAGUGCAAGGAGCAAAGAGGGGGCUCAGCCAAACUACAUAUCAGCCUUCAGCUUGCAUACCGAACAUCAGAAAAUUAAAGAAAGCCAGAAUACAGAUAUACUUUGCACAAAUGACAAAUAUGAUUCUCAGGCUGCCUCUCCGCUGCAGCAAUACACUGACAACAGUGAGAAACCAUCUGGGAAGAGACUGCGCAAAACCAAACAUUUGAUUCCUCAGGAGCCCAGGCAGGGCCUAUUAAUGAGGAAUUACUGCAUCAAGAAUGCUGAUGGCAAGGUCACCAUGCAGAGAUUGAGAAAGCAGCCUGAGCCCAGUUUUGACUGUGAUCUGUCACCAGUCAAGCAGGACAACAAGCCAUCUGACUGUUUGCAAGAACUACGAGGACCUUCUCAGUCCUUAAAGCUCCCACACUCAAGCACCCCUCCAGAGACCACCCAGUCCUGCCCAGUGCCCCCAGAAGCACGGAGACUUAUUGUCAAUAAGAACACUGGUGAGACCCUCCUGCAGCGUGCCUCCCGUCUUGGCUACGAGGAAUGGGUCUUGUACUGCCUGGAAAACAAAAUAUGUGAUGUGAAUCAUCAAGACAAUGCAGGUUACUGUGCCCUGCAUGAAGCUUGUGCAGGAGGAUGGCUCCGCAUUGUUCGACAGCUGCUUAAAUAUGGUGCUGAUGUCAACUGCAGUGCCCAGGAUGGAACAAGGCCUCUGCAUGAUGCAGUUGAGAAUGAUCACUUGGAAAUUGUCCGCCUGCUUCUCUCCUAUGGUGCUGACCCUACUUUGGCUACAUACUCAGAUAGAACCAUUAUGAAAAUGACUCACAGCGAUGUUAUGGAAAGGUUUCUGGCAGAUUAUUUAAAUGACCUCCAGGGUCACAGAGAUGAAUUUAAUAGCCCUUGGGAGUUCUAUGGAAGCUGUGUGUGUGAACCAGAUCAUGAAACUGGAUUUAAUGUUUUGGCAAACCCUCCAGGACCAGAGGUCCAGGAUGAUGAAGAUGUGUUUGAAUUCGAAUUUUCAGAUAGCCCCCUAAUCCCAUGUUACAACAUCCAAGUUUCCGUUUCUCAAGGGCCACGAAACUGGUUACUGCUUUCAGAUGUACUUAAAAAAUUAGAAAUGUCAUCCCACAUAUUCCGUUGCAGUUUUCCCAAUGUGGAAAUUGUCACAAUUGCAGAAGGAGAGUUUUACAAGCAGGUUUCAGCAAGUCUCUUGUUCUCUUGUUCCAAAGACCUGGAAGCCUUCAACCCAAAAAGCAAGGAAUUAUUAGACUUGGUUGAAGUUACAAAUGAACUUCAGACUAUCCUUGGCUCUUCUUUGGAAUGCUUAAAUCCAAGUGAUAUGACCUUAGAGAAGGACUACUGGUAA
Molecule: messenger RNA, 5445 nt
Organism: Pteropus alecto (black flying fox)
Lineage: Eukaryota; Metazoa; Chordata; Mammalia; Chiroptera; Pteropodidae
Product: BCL-6 corepressor
Exons: 16
Coding region: 1-5445 (1814 amino acids)
Biological process (GO): negative regulation of transcription by RNA polymerase II
Cellular component (GO): nucleus
Molecular function (GO): transcription corepressor activity; protein binding
Source: RefSeq, a predicted model, not a curated record